AUGUCGGAUACUUCGUCGCGCACGAGCAUUGAAUCAACAACCGAAGGUCUAGGAUCAUCACCGACGCAUAAUGAAGAGGCAGCGAACCAAGCUAGGCCUCUCCUCUCCGACGAGAAGGAUGGGGGACCCCGAUACGCUAAAACAGAGAUGCUGUCCAAGUACAUACCAGAGCUAAACCCGUCAGAUCCACGAGCUAUCACACUUAGAGUCAAGAUGGCCAAGAAAACGGCAAUGCUAAAGAUCCAGUUAAUAAUCGCAUGCCUAGUGGUUGCAGUGAGCACUGCUAUGAUGGUUUGGUCAGUAGUCACGCAUAAUCCGAAUUAUCGUGGCGUGGGCACGUAUUUUUCCGGCAACUGCUCCAGGGCGAGCACGCUAAACAGUGUUAUUCAUGCCAUAAUGAACAUUCUUUCUAGUCUAUUACUCAGCUCUGGAAACUACUGUAUGCAGUUACUUGUCUCGCCUAGUCGAUAUGAAAUAGACAAGGCACAUUCGAAGGGAAUAUCGCUGAGGAUCGGCAUUCCCAAUGUUAAAAACCUACGACACAUUUCUCGUGGCCGAGUGGUUGGAUGGCUGUCUCUCGGCGUCACGGCAGCUCUUUUACAUUUCGUCUGGAACUCGGUAAUAUUCACGUCAUUACCUAUAGUGUCAAUCCCACGCGCCUGGGCAACAGCUGAUUUCCAAGCGGCACCGGACAAUUGGACCACCAGCGACCCCCUACCACAACGUUGGUGGUGGAAUUUCCCAUCUGGAGAUAGAUGGGGCACUGUCAAAUACGAUUUAGCGCCGGUUUAUACCAUGAAAACUAAUGCGGCGAGUUUGACGCGGCUAGACCCAAAGGAAUGUGUCAAGGAGUAUCUGAAUCCGUUGAAAUCCACAAGAGCUGUUUUGGUCGUCGCUCAGAAUUUGACAACCGAACAGAAUAAUGGUUCAUCUCUACUCGACGGUUGGAUGAGCGGAUGGGACUACUGGGACGCUGUACCGAAACCAAUGAAGAAUGCGAAGGCCAAGAUCGCCCCAACACCGCAAAUGGAGAUUUCUAUCAACUUCGACUGGCACAAUGGAGCGAAUGUCAGAGUUACUGGUUCACAGCUGUCAGUAUCCGGACUUGGACUAUAG
This is a messenger RNA of Daldinia childiae, 1116 nucleotides long. RefSeq lists its product as uncharacterized. The record is from RefSeq and is a predicted model, not a curated record. The coding region runs from base 1 to 1116 and encodes 371 amino acids. NCBI's taxonomy places the organism in Eukaryota, Fungi, Ascomycota, Sordariomycetes, Xylariales, Hypoxylaceae. The transcript has 3 exons.